AUGCGCACAUGGGCGCAGAUAUCGGCGCGCUUGGCCUGGUUACUCUUCUGCCUCGUCUCCCACGCCAGCCACGUGGCAAAUGACUUCACCCUCCUCCUAGGCUUUUUCCUCACCGGGCAGGUGCUCACGCUGCCCGGCGCCGGCGCGUCGACGUCGCAGCACCUUCACCUGCCCGUUUUCGGCGCGACGAACGUGCACAUCGGGCCGGCGAAGGGUAACACGUCGGCGAAGUUUAUUCGCCCGGGCGUGAAGGGCGGCAUCAGCAUCAGCCGCAUGUGCAAGAACUGCGCCUCGUUCGUCAUGUACGCGGGCUGGAACAUGCCCGGCGCGCUCGUGACGUGGCAGAUGCUGCUCGAUGUCAAGUUCCCCUACCAUUUGCUCAUCCUGCAGUUCGGCGCCUUCGUCACCACCACGGGCCUGACCCAUCUGUUGGAGCUGUUCUCAUACGGGCAUCUGCCGCGCUUCCUGCUGCUGGGCAUCACGGCGUGCAAGCUGCUGUCCGCGCUCAUCAGCUGCUGCACCGUGCUGCAGCUGGGGCUCGAGCUGAGCGACAUUGCCAUGGUGCACGAACGCACCGUGCAGCUCAAGAGCAAGACGGAGGAGAGCAACAAGGAGGUGACGCGGCUGAUGGAAGCACACGAGGUGGAGCAGCAGCUGCGGCUGAUAGGGCAGCGCAUCCGCAGCACGCUGGACCGCGGCGUCAUCAUCAGCACCGCGCUGCUCGAGCUGCGCGACCUGCUGGGCCUCGAAAACGCCGCGCUCUGGCUGCCCGCCCCUAACGGCCGGUCCCUGGAGCUGACGAAUGAGUGCGAGCACCGAGUGAAUCCCAUGCUCACCCUCGUGCCGCUCAAGGACAAGGUCGUCUCGCAGGUGAUAGCCAACCGCGCAGCCAUGAUCAUCCCAUCAUCCUGCCAGCUUGUCGAGUGCUCCGCACUGCCGCCCCCACUAGGCUCGGGCCGAACCAUUGAGGGAGGCGCUGCUGCCGUGCCGGUGACACUGGCAGACCCAGCCACGCCAGGAGCAAGGAGCCCUCAGGACGCGGCUGCAUUGGAGUAUGGCGUGCUCGUGCUGCUGCUGCCGGGGGAGGUCGCGGAGAAGGGCAAGGGGGGCGCAGGCGGAGGCGGAGGGGCGGGCGGAGGGGGAGGGGGAGGCGGAGGGGGAGAGGGCGGGUUGAAGAAGUUCCGCCAGGAGGUGCUGGAGAAGGUGGAUACGGUUGCUGAGCAGGUGAGCGGGGAGGGGAGAUCAGGAAAGGGGAGAGUUUCUUACUUGACUAAGGUAUUUUCAGCAGGGAGGUGCUGGAGAAGGUGGAUAUGGUGGCGGUACAGUAUCCCUCUCUCCUUCUCUCCUCCCCGGCCACAGCUGGCAGUGGCGCUGCGGCAUGCGGGGGUGCUGGAGGCGAGCCGGCAGGCACACGAGGUGUUGCUGGAGGAGGGCGAGCAGCUCAAGCAGGCCAACCUGGAGGGAAAAUCCGCUGUCAAGGCGCGAGACAACUUCCUGCAGGUGCGUACUGGACAGGUGCCAUCUGCGGCAGGUGCCAUCUGCGGCAGGUGUCGUCUGAGACAGGUGAUGAACGCCAAGAUGCGGACGCCAAUGCACUCCAUCACGGCGCUCUCAUCCCUCCUCGCCGAGUCGGACCUGAACGACGAGCAGCGCUCCAUGGCCGAAACCGUCGCCUUCUCCUCCACCCUCCUCGCCUCCCUCCUGUACGACAUUCUCGAGUUCUGGCGACUGGAGGAGGACAACAUGAAGCUCGUGCUGGGCCCCGAGCAGUUUGAGCUGCCGGCUCUGGUGACCGAGGCGGAGACGUUAUCAUCCCCCAUUGCAAAGGACAAGGGCAUCAUGCUGACGUUCAAGGCGGAUCCGAACCUGCCGGAGAGUGUGAUCGGGGAUGGCAACCGCCUGCUGCAGGUGCUGCUGAAUGUGAUAAACAACGCCAUCAAGUACACAAACACGGGCACCAUUACAGUCACCGUCGCCCCCGAGCGCAUGGAGUGGGCGCGCGACGGAUUCGUGCUCAAGGCGGAGGCGGGGCACACGUUCAUCCGCUUCGAAGUCAAGGACUCGGGCGUGGACCUCCAGGCCGCCGACAUCCCCAAGCUGUUCGACAAGUUCCAGGAGGACGAGACCAAGGGGAGCAGGACUGGAUUGGGUCUUGCCCUUUCCCGGAAGUUUGUGCAGCUGAUGAACGGGCACAUCUGGAUGGAGAGCAACGGGCGCGGCAAGGGCGCGACGUGCAAGUUCCUGGCCAUGCUCAAGCUGGACGCCGAGGGCAGCGACCGCAGCGACGAGGACGAGGACGAGGGGCCCGACGUCAACUUCUUUGCUCUGCGGAUCAUGGUGGUGGAUGACAACAUGGUGAACCGACUAGUGACGAAGCGUCUGCUGGACCGCAUCGGCAUCUCAACGCGCGUGGUGGAGUCGGGCAAGGAGUGUCUGCGCAUCCUGGCGGAGGAGCAGGACGAGGAGAAGUACGACGUGUUGCUGCUCGACCUCAUGAUGCCCGAGAUGGACGGAUACACGGUGGCCAACAAGAUUCGUACGGAGCUAAAGGCAGAGCUGCGGCCAAUGAUAGUGGCGCUGACGGCCAACGCGGACGAGACGACCAAGGACCAGUGCCUGCGCCACGGCAUGGCCGGCAUGAUCACCAAACCCAUCUCGCUCAAUGCGCUUCGUGACUUCUCCACGAUGGCGCGUUUGGCUUUCCUCGUCGCAUCCCUGUCAGUGCUUCUGGUGGUGGCUUCUGCUCAGAAGCCAACCCUUCAGACUGGACCCAGCAACCCGACGGUCAACCUCGAUCAAGCCAAGGGCGCGAAUGGCGUCGUGACGAACGUCCCUACUAGCAUCGAGAAGGCAGCGGAUGACGGCAAGCUGGCUUCAUUGAAGGGCCAGACCGUCGUGAGCACGACCACUGACAGUAUUCUGCUGGUGGCCGUGAAGAAUUCCGCGUGGAACGCCAUGAAGUGCAAGAACGGCAUGAAGGGUAUGGACGCGAUUGGCAAGGGUGCGUGCACUCCUCAGAACUGCUCGUUCGGUGGCAUCGCCGCCAAGUGGAAGACGUCGAACCUGCUCAAGAACAAGCUGGGAGUGGAGGUGUACGUGAAGGGCAACCCCCUGACGGUGAAGAAGGCGUCCCCGCAGACGUGCUGCAACUCGUGCGCGGGCUACCCCGGCUGCACGUACUGGCAGUACAUCCCCGAUAUCACCAUCGACGGCAAGAAGUCGGACGGCGCGUGUUACCUGGUGCACGACAACAUCGACUUCACCUGCGGUGAGAUGACGGCGCAGUAUGCCACGGACUCGAAGCCCAUUCAGCUGCAGGUGCGCACGGGUGGCGAGUGCAACCCAUUGGCGAAGGUCGCUAACGACCCGCAUCUGGUGGGCGCGUACGGGACGCACUUCGACUUCAACGGGCGCCCAGACAAGGCUUUCUGCCUCCUGGCUGACAAGGACCUGCACAUCAACAUGCUGCUGCGCGGUUACUACUCUGACGACACUGAGAAUGCGGCGCUCGUCGUCGACGGCAAGGCCGUGCACACGUGGAUCAAGGAGCUCGGCAUCAUCUGGUUCGCCAACGGCGCCGACCACAAGGUGCGGCUCGCGGCGCGCGGCGGCAAGCAGCAGGAGCGCGGCGACGGAUUCAUGAAGACCAUCGAGAUCGACGGCAAGGUGAUGCCGAGGAUGAACGUCGGCGACGAGGUGACGACUGAGGGCGGUCUGACUCUGCGAUUCGCGGCGCUGGAGAAGGAGGGUCCGUAUGACGUGGACUACUACACGCUCGCGAUCGACGGGCUCGUGGCGCUCGACCUGCGCCUGCGCGUCGCCAACCCCAAGCUGCAGACCCCCAACGACGCCGAGGCGCACAUCAACGUGGGGAUUGUCGAGCUGGAGCACACCGACGACGUGCACGGCGUGCUCGGCCAGACGUACCGCCCCGACCACGCGGAGCGCGCCGCCAACUUCCAGAAGCUGAUCGCCAACCUGCACCGUCCGAUCUCGGCGGAGAGCGAGGAGGGCGCUGGGUUCCUUGACGGCACUCCCCGCAUGUACGAGUCGAGCUCCGUGCUGUCCGUGGACUGCGCGUACACCGAGUACCACCGCGCCAAGCAGCUGAGCCCCCUGCAGUAA
Closterium sp. Naga37s-1 is the source of this 4125-nucleotide messenger RNA. NCBI's taxonomy places the organism in Eukaryota, Viridiplantae, Streptophyta, Zygnematophyceae, Desmidiales, Closteriaceae. The record is from the annotation of a GenBank genome assembly.